Molecule: messenger RNA, 906 nt
Organism: Gongylonema pulchrum
Lineage: Eukaryota; Metazoa; Nematoda; Chromadorea; Rhabditida; Gongylonematidae
Source: the annotation of a GenBank genome assembly
AUGACCACCGGAGAGGCGUCCAGUUCGGGUGCGCAGUUCGCUGGCAAAGAUCCGAAGUGGUGGGACAUCUCGACGUUCUCACGUGAGGAUAACCCGGGUGGUCUGCUCUGUCAAGAAUGCUGGCCGUUGGUACAAAAGGCUUUCGAAGAACAUUUUCUGAAGACGGAAUUGGAUGUUCUGGAGGGGACGAUGCUCGUCAAGACAACUAGAAAGACCUGGGACCCAUAUAUCAUCAUAAAAGCACGUGAUGCGUUAAAACUGAUUGCACGGAGUGUUCCGUUUGAGCAGGCGAUGCGAGUUCUCCAGGACGGUACCGCAUGUGAGAUCAUCAAGAUCAGUUCGAUGGUGAAUAACCGGGAAAGAUUUGUGAAGCGCCGCGCGAGACUUGUCGGUAACGAAGGCGCAACACUGAAAGCAAUCGAACUACUCACACAAACAAUUGUGGAAGACUGCAUGAAUAACAUACAUCCAAUAUACAACAUUAAAACUUUGAUGAUAAAGCGCGAAUUAAUGAAGGAUGAAAAACUGAAAAACGAAAGUUGGGAUCGAUUCCUGCCGAAAUUUAAGAAAAAGGUACAAUCUUCACAGUCCACAAAUCAAGCCAAAAAGAAGAAAGCAGCACGAUGGAAGAAGAAAAAUGAAUAUACUCCGUUCCCACCACCACCUAUCGACAAGCAACUCGAGAGUGGCGAGUAUUUCUUAAAUGAGCGUAAAAGAAAAUUGGAAAAACAAAAUAAAAAACGUGCACAGCAGAUUGAGAAACAAGCGGAGCGGCAGAAGCAGCGAGCUUCGCAGUUUGUGCCUCCAAACGAUAAGCCGAGAGCGAAAAGUAGUCAGAAACGCAUCAACGAUGCACCUAUCGAUAUUGACAAUUUGAAGAGGAAAGUUAAAAAAGUUCAGCACUGA